Trifolium pratense (red clover) is the source of this 1975-nucleotide messenger RNA. RefSeq names its product NAC transcription factor 56-like. Gene Ontology annotation, molecular function: DNA binding. The record is from RefSeq and is a predicted model, not a curated record. Bases 221 to 1285 code for a protein of 354 amino acids. Gene Ontology annotation, biological process: system development; regulation of DNA-templated transcription. The transcript has 3 exons. NCBI's taxonomy places the organism in Eukaryota, Viridiplantae, Streptophyta, Magnoliopsida, Fabales, Fabaceae.
ACGUUGCAACUCCACCAAACCUUACCAUGAAAACUCAUGUAGGUGAUUUUUCCUCUUCCCUUGCCGUACUAAUAUAAAACACAAGCUUCACUCUUUGUGGGGUAACAAAAACUACAAAGCCAAUUAUCGUUGUUGUUACUAUCAUAACAUAACAUGUUCUUGUUCUUCUUUGAAAAAAAACCAUAGCCAUAAAAACCAUUCAAAAAAUUCUUAUUCAAGCAUGGAAAGUACCGAUUCAUCGACCGGUUCGCAACAACCUAAUCUUCCGCCUGGAUUUCGAUUCCACCCGACUGAUGAAGAGCUUGUUGUUCAUUAUCUCAAGAAAAAAGCUGCUUCAGCUCCUUUACCGGUAGCCAUCAUCGCCGAAGUUGAUCUCUACAAAUUCGAUCCGUGGGAGCUACCGGCUAAGGCAACGUUUGGAGAGCAAGAGUGGUAUUUCUUUAGUCCAAGGGAUAGGAAGUAUCCAAAUGGUGCUAGGCCAAACAGGGCAGCAACUUCUGGUUAUUGGAAGGCAACUGGUACUGAUAAGCCCGUUUUAACUUCUGGUGGAACACAAAAAGUUGGUGUGAAGAAAGCUUUGGUUUUCUAUGGUGGAAAACCACCAAGAGGAAUCAAAACUAAUUGGAUCAUGCAUGAGUAUAGGCUUGCUGAUAAUAAGCCUAAUAAUAGGCCUCCUGGUUGUGACUUGGGCAACAAGAAAAACUCUCUAAGGCUUGAUGAUUGGGUGCUAUGCCGAAUCUACAAGAAAAGCAACACACAUCGAUCACCGGUGGAACAUGAUAGGGAAGAGUCAAUGGAUGAUAUGAUAAACGGAGUACCUCCAUCGAUCAACGUGGGUCAAAUGAAUGCCGCAACAAGGUUUCAUCAUUUUUCAAAGAUGUCAACAAAUAGCUACAACAAUGCAUUGUUGGAGAAUGAUCAAAAUUUAUUAGAAGGAAUGAUGCUAAGCAACAAUAAUUUAGGAGUUUCAAAUUCAAAGGCAGAGUUAUCUUUUGUACCAACUAUGACAACAUCUUCAAAUGCUAAUUCACCUUCAAAAAGAACACUUUCUUCACUUUAUAAUUGGAAUGAUGAAGAUGUUGCAGCUCAAGUUGGUACUUCAUCAUCUAACAAAAGGUUCAAUUUGGAAAGUGUUGUGAGAAAUGAUCAAGAUAAUGGAACCGUUGCUACUUCUUUUGCUUCACUUCUUAAUAAUCUCCCUCAAACUCCUUCAUUGCAUCAACAACAACAAACAAUGUUGGGAUCAAUACCAUAUCAAAUUCAAGGGAUGAAUUGGUAUGGAUAAUUAGUUCAAUUAAUUGGUAUGAUUAUGAUUGUGUUAAUAUUGAUGCACAAGAUGGUAAUGGUAUGAUACUAAAGUUAGAUGAAUCAUGAAUCAAGAAAUGUUCAUCAAUAUUUGGUAUUGUUCCUUAGCCUUACACACUACUCUCUCGAAUUUCGUGCCGACUAGAUUGUAAAGAAGGGUAUUGAGAUUUUGGUUUGUUAAUUAGGAAUUUGGAAGCAAGUUAGAGUUUUAAUCACACUUAUUAGAUGGUCUCAAACUUGAUCUUCAGCCAUUGGAAAGCAGUUGCAACUAGCAUGCAGGUGAGGCCAUAUGGAUAUUCUUAGCUAAAUUUUAAUAUAGCUUUAUACAUAUAUAAAGAUAUUUGCUUGUUUUUAUUUUUAUUGGUAUAAAAAUAAAGAAAUGUUGGUAGCUCUUUCAUGUAAAAAUUGUUUAAAAGAGAGGGAAAAAAUUCAGAGAGAGAGAUAAUUAGUAGUUAUAUUUUAUAUAUUUUGAUUUUAUAUAUACAUUGAUUUAGGAUACAUUGUAUAUAUAGAUCAUAUACUUGUAGAACAAGAUCUCUAUUGAAUGAUGCAAGAAUUAAUUAAAUUGCAAAUGGUCACUAUGGUUUGUUUGUCAAUGUAUUAAUUUGUAUAUAUUAAUGUGUUCUUCAUUGAUUUUAAGUUAAUUUACUAUGUUCUUAGUACUUGAAUU